Stylophora pistillata is the source of this 1666-nucleotide messenger RNA. RefSeq lists its product as uncharacterized. NCBI's taxonomy places the organism in Eukaryota, Metazoa, Cnidaria, Anthozoa, Scleractinia, Pocilloporidae. The record is from RefSeq and is a predicted model, not a curated record.
AUUGUGUAGGUCAGUUUUCCAUGAGGUCUGCUGAUCGCGCACGCAGUGGAAGAAAAUGAAGUUUAUCUUGGCAACCUUGCUUCUUGCUUCAACCGUGGGAGCAUUUAAGAGUCUGGUUGAUCUUUCAGUGGCGAGGUCCAAUAGACUGCAUCAUUUACUUAAGGAUGGGCCUAUUAAUGUCAAGAAACUCACGGAAACGCAUUCACUAACCAAGACAACAGCUCACCUUGCUCGUCUGUUGAAGAAAGGGGAGCCUAUGAAUGACCAACACGAGGGAGAGGAAGAGGAAGAGGAAGAAUCGGGAUCAGCUGCAUUGGUUCAUGUGAUAAAAAGAAUCAGGCAAGCUCUGACAACAUUGAAGGAGGCUAGGGACAAACAGGAUAAAGCUGAUGCAAAAGCUUUUCUGACCGUAUUGAAGCAUGGAAACGCAACUGAAAUCAAGGAACUGAUGGGCAAACAUGCGAUGGAAUGGCACAGUAGAUGCCAUAAUGUAAAAAAGCUAUUUGCUAACUACAUCAACAUGACAGAGCUGAUAGCGUUGUUAGGCAAUGACAACUAUGAUUUCGAAGAGGGAAUGGGCAAGGUUCUCAAAGAAGCGGAAUUAAACGAACAAGCCGACGUUUUUGAAGCGUUUGUCGGCAUGGCUCAUGCACACGGUCUCGCGGAUCAUGUUGGAGUAAAGGCUGUCAUGGAAAUUGGUGGGAUACUGGCUGAUACCUACUGUGACACUAAAAUGGAUGGCUUGAUUAGCUUGAUUGUUCGUUCCGUGGACGAAUCCGAUCCUCGUGGCAGUUUUGAUGUCUCUAAGAAAAUAAAGCCAUAUCGCUAUGCAGUGAACAGUGGGCAUUGUAUGAAUAGAAGUCUGGUCAAACGCGCUGGUCCUUAUGAACCAAAAAGCCUCAAGGAAAAAGCACUGGAUUUAGUGUUUGAGCAUCACGACGAAAACAACUGCGAUGAAGUGAACCUCAUACGGCUUAUUGUGCAUCUUAUCCAUGAGGGUGAAAAGUUACGCGAAUCGUCUAAAGAGCUACAUGAUGUCACACAGAAAUUUGAAGCUGGAAUGAUCGCGAAGGUUACGCAGUUGAUGAAGGAAGGUGAUGAGGAUGAAGCCUAUAAGACUGUGGGUCAGUAUGUGCUGGAUCAGUUGAGGGGAGCCAUAGUAAUCGGUAACGCUGUCGAGAAACAUUUAAAAGCACUUGCAUCUCCCCAAGCUCCUCCCUAACGAAGUGGCUGAUAGGUAGAGCCUCAUUGCCUUUUUCCCCGCUGGAUAUGCAACAGUCGUAGUUUACAUUGGAAACAAACAGACGGAAGAAAAAAGCAGAUAAAUUUGUUUCAUUUAAAAGGCUAUGGUCAUCCCAUAUUUAGAAAUUGGAAUAAUUAACUUUUAGCAAAAGAAGUCUCAUUUCUUAACUUCUUUAAUUAGUUGUACCGUUUUUAUUCAAGAACUUGGCAAUUUGCGCCUUACCGUAUUGUGCUGCUCUCACAGGGUUAUUGGUGUCUAAGUUUUCUUGUUUUAUACUUCUUUUUUUUUUAACAAAUAAAAUCCGAGGGAGAAACGAAUGAGUUUUUACUGUCUUGAAUGUAAUAUCUGUAAACUUCGUAAAGAAAUAGUGUCCUUUUUUUUUAUUCAACCACAAAAAUUGAUAAUAAACUGAUAUUGACUCAA